Messenger RNA from Psylliodes chrysocephalus, 4213 nucleotides. Lineage: Eukaryota; Metazoa; Arthropoda; Insecta; Coleoptera; Chrysomelidae. The record is from the annotation of a GenBank genome assembly.
GUCCAACACAGGAUCUAGAAUUCCCAAUGGGGAUAAUAUUUCGAUCGAGGGAUACGAUCGAGAAAAGCCUCAACUGCGAACUCACCAGGUGCACCCGGUCCUGGAUUCCCGCCAAACGAUCAUCUGCUACGACAAGCCGCCUCCACCAACGGUAGCCGAGCGCCCUCCAUCGCCAGUGCCGGCUACCGCUUGCUACCCGCUAACGCCGAACAUUUGCGUAGAGGCGGGCCGAAUUCAGUUCAUCCGCCAGGAGGCAGAGGGCGCUCCAGUGCCGCCGCCUCCCGACCCCGUACAGGCGGCGGCGGCGACUCAAAUCGGCGGCGGCAGGGUCACUGUUACUAGGGGUUUGCAAACCGAAUUGGAGGACGACGAGAUCGAGGGGUUUCAGGAAGUUCAGUCAUUUCUCGAAACCCGAAUAGUGGAAUUGGAAACGCAACUCGAAAUCGCACAACGCAACGAAUCCAGAGACAAACAAACGAUCAACAAACUCACUAAACAACUUAAUAGGAGGGAAUCAGCUCAGAGGGAUGCUGACCGCGAACGACGUUUGCGAGCCGACAGCGAGACCAGAGCGAAGCAGGCGCUGCACGAGGCGGCUCGCUGCAGGUCGAGGCUCAAACUUCUCACCACUGAAUUCCAAAGAAUGGAAGAAACUAUCCGUUCUAUGUUGGCGUAUAAAAAGCAGGCAGAACAGCUUCGUCAAGAAAAGGCUGCAUUAACUUUGGCUUUCGAGAACCGUUGCCAACAAUAUCAAAGCUCGAUCGUCCGACUGAAUACAGAAAUCACCACGCUACGUCAACAACUCGAACAAGCCGGCCGAGAGAAUAAUCCCGAAGGAAUAUUGCAGGCGCACGCUGCGGCUUUACAAAGACAGGCCGAGGAGUCUAGGAAACAGUACGAGCGGUGUUUGGACGACGUCGCCAACCAGGUCGUCAGGGCACUGUUAACGCAAAAAGGUUUGAAAGAAGAAGUAAGCUGUCUAAACCAUAAAAUCCACGAAUUGGAAACCCAGAACCAAGCCCUGGCCUCCAUGUUGGUCCAUCAGCUGCGUAGCGACAGCCCCGAUUCCCCCGCCGAUUUGGACGCCUUCUCCAAGCAGUGCUUCCUCGACGACAAGCGCCAGAGGAAGAUCAGCGACGGCUCUAUGGACGCCACGUCACCGCAAACCGGCCUUAACAUUAAGCAUUGUAAUUCGUUUAACUCUGAGGUGCUGGAGGAGAGUCCGGCCGUAGAAAAUUGUGAUAAUGACGCCGUUUCUGAGAUCGAUAAAAGAUUGUCGGCUGAUACGGCGAAUAUCUUAGAUACAAGACUGUCUCUAGAAGACAAAAAACGUCACCAAAUCCUAACGAAACUGUGGACGGAACUGAAGGGCACCGAAGUAACGCCCAAACGACUUCUAGAAGCUUUAACCGCCGUAGAUUCGGCUUUAUGGGUGCCGCCAAAAAGGCCGGUGUCACUCAAUUUACACUUGCCAAUUUUACAUUCGACCAAAUACCGCAGAUCCAGGCCCGUACUGGCUCAAUCGACAUCGAAGAGCGAAGAGGAAACUACGGGUAAUGAGUCUCCAGAGAGUGGAAAUAGAGAUGAAGGUUAUUCGACGAUGUCUUCCGAUGUUCAAGCCGACGUGACAAGGGGUUCGGGCGAUGCGACGUUGCCGCGUCGAGGUUUGGAGGAUCUGAAGGAGGCCAGCGACGAAACCGAUGUUUCUGAUAGUAGAUUACUCGUUAGCGACAAUAAAGAUCCGGAUAUAUUGUACAUUCCUCUUAAUUUAUUGAAUCUCAACCAAAGAAAUAGUUUUCCUCCCAGCAAAGAUAUCCUGCCAUUUCAGCACAUAAUGCGGAGUUUCUCGGAUUCGCAUCUUUGUAUUAAAAUAACGGCGUCACCGUCGCCUUGCUACUCGUUUAGUUCGCCGAUAUCUAGCAGUCCGUCGAUUUUUUUAUUAGACAUUACGGAAAAAUCCAUCAAUCCGUUGAGGAGGGCGAGAGGUACUAACACCUUAUGGGGGAACACCAACUUGGAAUUCUGCCCGGAAGACGCGCGCACGCCCCUAUCCUGGUCAAGCGGCGCAGACGAUCGGCUCGAAUGCACCGCUUGGGAUGCUGAGUACAUCCAGCACUGGUUGAAACUGGACGAGACACGAUCGACGUUGCAGCAGCACCACAGAGACAUGUUGGAGCUGGAGUACGAUAGAGCUGAAUUGGAGGAUUGGAGUUUGAGUCUGUCGAACGAUGAUCUUCGGGAGCAGUGGAAGAAGAACGAUGUUAGUACGCCGGGGCAGAUUUCUAUAUCCACUCUGCCGAGUAUACAGGAGAAUAACGCUUUGGAACUGGAAGAGGAUGCUAAUGAGUGUUUGUGGAAUAAUUCCAGUUACAUGAUGGACAAAGAAGGUAGGGAACUGGUCACGCUGCUGAUGGACGCACCGAACGGUGAGAAACAUUGGCCGUACGCCAUUUCCAGCAUCGUCCAGCAACAGAUAUCGCCAGACAACAGCUGGUCGAGCGGAGGUUCGGAUUGCUGUAACUCGCACGAGCCCGAAACUUGCUCCAAACGGUCAUCGGUGGCUUUAAGCGGCUCCAGUGACGAUACGGGGGAACUUCCCGCGGUCGGGACCGAUUUCACUAGGGAUUUUUAUAGAUUAGUAAAAUUCGAAAGCACCAAAAGCCUCGCGUCGACGUCGUCGCGAAGCCUAGGCGGCUGUCUGAGCGACACCGGCGACAGGGAGACCACGCUACAAAACGUCCUGACGUUCAUAGCCGAACAACAAAAAUACGUUCACUAUAGAGAACCGACGACGAGGCCCUGCUCGGCCAACGAACACACCAAAGAUUUCAACAUCGAGGGCCCGCCUCAGCACUUGGACGAUAUCAAGAACAGCGACAGCGAUUACAGCAUACCGAAGAGCGACAACGAGAAUUACGUGACGCUGAAGCAGUUGUGCGAGGAGUACUGCUUGAAGGAGAAAGAGAAGGAGGAGAUCGUCAAAGACAACCGGGACAUCAAAGAGAACAUCAAACACGCCGAAGAGGUUUGUCUGGUGACCCCCAUAGACUUGGAGAGCGAGAAUUGCUCCAACAUAACCGAACAACCGGUCGACAUAUGCAGCAGUGUAUCGGUCGAAAUAACCUCGACCGAAUACCAAAGCUGCGUAUCGAAAACCGGCAACGCUGUCGAAGAAACGGACGAAAAAAGUGAUACAAUAAUUAGUGACUUAACGAAAUCUAGUGAUACGACUUUUAGUGAUACGAACAAUUGCGAAUCGUUGACUUCCAGUGUUAGUACGCCGGAUACGGUCGUGUCGAAGAUACCGAAACGGAAGACGCAGCAAUCCAGGAUACCGAUCAGUCCUGCGCGAGUGAUUGCCGUCAACAACAAUAACAACAAUCAGAAUCAUCAUAAUAAUAACAAUAAGGAGAACUUGAAGGAGACGAAAUUACCAAAGAGCAAGAUACCGCACAAAAAUGGCAAGCCGAAACAAAAGCAAAAAAUAGUCCACGUCCAGCAAAACAACUCGCCUCAACACAUAGUAACGUCCGAGAAGUUGCCGCAGAGUACGUCCGGCAUACUGAGUAACAUAAUCGAAGGACCACCUCAUAGAGCUGUCAGUUUCCACGAGAGGGCCACGUCAAAGGACGUCAUCGACGAGUUGAAUCGCAUGAUCAAGAGCGGCGACGACUUAGUACUGGGACAAGAUGGCGCGCAGGAUAACGGAGGCAAGCUGGAUCAAGCGUGCAGGAGUACCGGUUGGGUGCACGUCGAAAAAGAUAUAGAUCUGGCCGAUCCAAAGGCUAGAGCCAAUCUGCUGGACGUCAUGAUGGCAUCUGUGGGCUCCAGCGAUUCAUCGCCGACGUCUUCUUGUGGAGGCAGCGUCGCCAGCGACUCCACCGAAGAUCCGCCGGAUUACGGCCACCUCCACAGGAUCCACAAAUACCAUCGGCAGAAAAAAGCCAAGGCGACCAGGCCCGAGUUGGCCGUCGUGAGGGCGAGCGUCCCCCUGAACCGGCCCACGAUCAUCGGCCGACCCGAUUUCUACGUGCGUUACGGCACCAAGGAGAAGGAGGCGGUCGCCUCGUUCGAUUUCCUGGACGAGCUCGGCACUCCGGGCGGCUCGGUGUGCUGCUCCGUCGAAGAAGAGGUCUUCGUUGUCGAGGAUGAAGAAGACGAGGAGGAAGAGGGAGAAGCGUGCGUGAAACGGUGCAAGGUUAGCGAGGUUUGA